Messenger RNA from Biomphalaria glabrata, 5189 nucleotides. RefSeq lists its product as uncharacterized. The transcript has 2 exons. Bases 2091 to 4163 code for a protein of 690 amino acids. The record is from RefSeq and is a predicted model, not a curated record. NCBI's taxonomy places the organism in Eukaryota, Metazoa, Mollusca, Gastropoda, Planorbidae. Gene Ontology annotation, molecular function: zinc ion binding; nucleic acid binding.
UGAAGUUGUGUCAUAAGUGUUAUGACAUGAUUAGGAAGUAGUUAGGAAUUAGUUAUUUGUUUCGGGAAUAGGGUAAAGUUUUAAUUAGCGACAAGUGACGUGACAGAUCUUUUAAAAAGGAGAACGCUCUAAACGACGCUAGAAGGAGGACGCUUAUUGUAAAGUAGUAGACUUGAGUACGACAUUAUUGACAUCGGACGAUUCCCUUUUGAGUAUUAAACAUAUUGUUAGAACAACAUAUCAGCGUCGACUACAUAUUUGAUUGUUUCGGCCUUUCGCCGGUGUUACUGAAGUGUUGAGUCCAGCGUUACCUACAGUUAGAUCUACACUAGACAGAUUGUCAAGAAUCAACACCGCGCAGAGGUCUUAACAACGUGGCGACCCCAGACUCGGAGCUCACUGGCAGCAACAUUCAGAAGGAUAGAAGCCCUCUGUUAGGAGGAGGCAGAAGUUACGUCAUCGGCCUAGUCUGCAGCUAGACCCUGAUUAUACAGCCACGUCGGCGAAGGAAAGCCAGUGAGAUCCUGGACUCGUAGACCUAGGAGGUAACGAAAUAUAGAUCUAGAUCUACAUUUGUAAUUUGUAAACGCCCAUACGUUGGGGCAUCGUAUUGAAGCCUGUAGUUCGGUAUCGAGAAGGCUACAGUUUUGCUGAAGGGAAGAAAACCGUCCUGUCGAAGCCGUACUGAAGAGAUAUCGCCUGCCCGGCAUCUUGAGAACGAACGUGAAGGUCACCUCUGCAAGGCCAAGAUCGACCGUUGAGGUCACGCCCGCCAAAGAACUUUUGACGUAGGAGCCAUCUUACUGCCUACGGCACGGAAGUACAGUAGUGCUAAUUUGAUCUACGUCUCGGCUGAAUCGGUGCUACACGUCAGAUAGCCAGAUAGCCGUUAUUCUAGCACUGGACUUUGACUUUGUCGCUGUGUCAACUGUUGGACCGUUCCAGUUUCACUUUGGACAGACGACCACCUGGAACCACCGUACCUGCCUUGGAACCAGCAACCGGAACCAGACUCUACGUCACCGACGAACCGGAGCCAGACGACAGAUCACCGUGAACCAGAACCAGACGCCGUACCACCGAAGAACCGGAGCCGUUGCAGACCAGCACCGAAGGACCUUGGAGAGCCGAAACGUUCGCUGUCCUUAUCUCACCGCUAGAGAAGACAUCGCCGUGAACCUUGCCGCCUGGACAGACAGUAGCGUAGGAAGAGUGGACCCGAGACUGACUGUGGAGUUAUCGCAGCUUCUUAGACAGAUAAGUCAAGUGUUAUUUAACUACUUUCUCCUUAGAUUAAUUAGAGUCUGUAGGGAAGUGACCACUCGCUAGAUUAUCACUACCAGGUUAAAUCGUGGUGGAUUGGGGAUAUCCUUAAAAUUAGGUGUAAUCUAGCAAGAGGUCCAGAUAUACGUUUAGCUGGUAAUUCGUCCUGUAUGUGAAUGUGAAUCAUUUAGUUAAGUUUUUUUGAGUAACGUCAUGUAUUAAUUGUUUGCAAUACUCCUGUCUUAAGUCUUACUGUCAGACGAAAGUCUCAUUCAUUAGAACUAGAUCUAUAGUUUGGUGUUUAUCGUAUUUAGGUUAAUUUUCAUAGUUUAGUUGUAUGAGUAAGUUAUAUACACUCCUGGCUGUGAAAGCAGGUAAGAAGUAACUAAGAUCUAGCGUAAUCUAGACUAGAUCUGGGGAACAAUCGAGGUGAAGCCUGAUUGCCCAUUUGUAAAUUUUAGUAGUUGUAAAUAGACAGGUUGGUCUAUUUACCGGCGACUCGUGUGAGUAACACGUAGUCGGCUGAGUGUGCGUGUGUCGCACAGCGUAUUCAGGCGGGUCAGAGUGUAGCCUACACACUGGUACCAAGGAUACUAAGUGUAUCUUGGAAAGUACAGAAGUUAUUAUAAGUCGGAUUUGGUAGUCUAGACGCCGAGGGUAGAGUGGCGAAUUUAAUUUAUUUGAAUCAAGAGGUAUUAGGUAGCCGCGGAGCGAGGUUACGCUCAAAAGGUAAUUUGAUUUAUAGAACAUAGGUAAUAGAAGCUAUUAGGCCUGUGUGUAAGAUAAUUUAAAAAAAAAAAAAAGCGAGGUAAAGUAACAAAGGUAAUAUGGCAACUACUUCAGGUUACGACCUGGAAGAAUUUAGAAAAAAACUAAUUCAUGAAGCUAAGACAGAACUAGAACUGCGCGGCAAAGAACUAACUGCCUAUGUACAGCAGAUGGUGGCGGCAGAAGCAGAACGCUUGGAGAGAGAGAAAGCUAGAGGCAGAGAAAAAGAAAAAGAAGAAGCAGAUCGCAUAGAGCGGGAAAAGGUUAGAGAGACAGAAAAGUUGGAGAGGGAAAAGGUUAGAGAGGCAGAAAAGUUGGAGAGGGAAAAGGUUAGAGAGGCGGAACGUGUAGAGAGGGAGAAAAAAGAAGAGGCGGAACGCAUCGAGAGGGAGAAAAAAGAAGAGGCGGACAGAAAAGUGAGAAUUCAAGUAGAACAGAUGAGGAUAGAGGCUGGUAUAAGCGUGCCCACCGAAGGAAACAGCAACAAUAGCGCCAACAUAGAAAGCCAUAGUAGCGCCGCAUGGACGAAGAAGAAAAUCCAACCUUUUGCGGAAGACAAGGACGACAUCGGCGACUAUCUGAAACGCUUUGAAAUUAAACUUGCAAAGUUUAAUGUUCAGGAGAAGGAGUGGUCCGAAAUCUUGUUGGACUUCGUACAUGGGAAAGCCCUCACGAUUUGCCAAAACCACGACCACUCCAUGCAAAACAGCUAUCAGGUGCUAAAGAAGGAACUGCUAAACGCAUACGGGCACAACGCGGAAACAUUCCGAAAGAAGUAUUACGAAAACACUCCAUCCAGCCAAGUUGAUCCGCAGACAACCAUCAACUCAGAGAAAGACUUCUUCACUAAAUGGCUCGCAUUCGAGAAUGUAGAGAACACCUACGAGGGGUUGAAGAACUUCAUUCUGAUUGAUAACUUUAUCAAUAAGUGCGACCCUCAGCUACAGUCCUUUGUAAAAGAAAGAAACCCGAAGGUAAUUGAAGACUUGGUAGAAAUUAUUAGGAUCUUUAAGAAUGCUUACCCAAACAACCCACUUUCAGUUAGCGACCACAAAAAAGUUAUUGACCUGGUAAAUUAUGUAAAGAGAAAUGAUGUUAGUGAUAGGGAUUAUUGUAGGAGAAAUGAUAGGUCCAGGGAACGUGGGAACAAUGGUCGGGAUAGUUAUGAUGGCAUAAAGGAUAGAUCCUGGGAAAAUGAAAACAAGGGCAGGGAAAGUUAUGAUAGGAGAAUAGAUAGACCUAAAGCGGAUGAUAGAAACUUUAGGGAUGUUACAUGUUUUAACUGUCAGGAAAAGGGACACAUGGCAUACCAGUGUAAGAAACAUAGAGGGAAUGGAGCUGGCAAUAGAAAUGCACAGGGUAAUAGUGGCACUAGUGAUAGGAGAGGUAAUCGAGAAAACCGUAGACAAGAGAGGGAUAAUCGGCCACCGGAUAGGGUUAAUUUUGUAAGGAGCAUCCAAGACAGGGAUCGUGAUAGUGGACAUGGUGAACCAGAUGAAGAAAUUAAUUACGUUGAUUGUGGGGAAGAUAGGUUUAAACUAUAUCCAGGCAUGAUAAAUAAUAAACAGGUAAAUGUGAUCCGGGACACAGCUAGCAGUACACUCGCAGUUCGAGGGGGAUUAGUGAAAUCUAAGGAUUAUUUAGGCUAUACCAAAUCAGUCAGGUUGGCAGACGGCGCAGUUAAGAGAUUCGAAGCGUGCAAAGUGUUCCUUCGAUCUCCAUUAUACACAGGGUAUUGCGAAGGGGUAGCCAUGCCGAGGUUAUCUAGAGAUGUUUUACUUGGAAAUGUAGCAGGUGUCAGCGCCGCUUCUGACAAACAGGUUAGAAGUUGGAAAAGCAGGUAUGGCAACAUGAGGCGAAAUAAACCUAGAAAUGACAGAAUUUGUUUUAACUGCCAUAAACAUGGGCACAUCGCUAAAGACUGUUGGAGUAGGGCAGAACAGUCUGAGCAGAAGAUUGCGAGUUCGGAUAGGAGGCGCAGGUCUGUAUCCGGUAGUGAUGAUAGAAGAGAUGACUGUGGUAGCGGUAAUCGCAAGUCAUACCGAGGUAGAAGGCCACAAGCGGGCUAUAGUGGUGUAAGAAGAGAUGUUAACUCCAGUUGGAGAGAACAAAUGUAUGAGUCGUGUAGAUAGCCUGUGAAACAUAGCACUAUGAGACUGUAGUGUGUAAAUAAGUUGGAUUUUAUUUAAUUGCUUAUUCUUAAUUAAUUGACUUAACUAGUAGUCAUAACGAGAUGGGUAUUAGGUUGUUUAAUGUAUCUUUGAAUAGUAUAUUUAUGUUAUAAUAUACAUGUAAUUUGGUUAUCAUUAGAUUGACUCAUGUUAAUUGUGUAAUUUCGGGUAGUAUGUAUGCAUUGCAUGUAUGUGUGUAUGAAUAGAAAGGGCAUUUAUAAGGCGACGAUGGAGUUACAUCAAGGAAAAGUAAGUUUUAUAAUUUAUUCUUUGUAUUUGAUCAUGAUCAUACAUCAGUAAAGCGUUAGGUCGUGUGGGGACAAGUAAGUGGAGAGAGGAAAUAAAAUACACUUGUAGAUGCCCGAAAGAACGUUAGGUGUAUAGUGGGAGAACGAGCAUUGAUAAAUGUCAAUUUGUCAUACUAGGUAAAUUGUCUGUCCUGACGUGUGAGGGAAAGCGGUGUAACCUCUGGAACGUAAUGUGAUGAAGUAUAGAUAGACACACCUGUAGUGUCAGCGCAAACGAACGAUGUCUGCGGUCACCUAUGGCACAUCACAGUGGACAGUAUCAGUUAGUGACACUGGAGGGAAAUAUGUGUUCAGAGGAACUUGAUUGUGGACACAGAAAGAGAAGUUGAAAUCGCAAUCAAGACUCAAGUUGUGUUGUCUUUUAUGUUUCCCUACAUUUUGGCCCUUGCACAUUGUAAGACUAAGACAGUAGAUUAAAAAAUUGACAGGCAAUUUUUUUUAGCGGGAGGGGGAGGAGUUGUUAUGACAUGAUUAGGAAGUAGUUAGGAAUUAGUUAUUUGUUUCGGGAAUAGGGUAAAGUUUUAAUUAGCGACAAGUGACGUGACAGAUCUUUUAAAAAGGAGAACGCUCUAAACGACGCUAGAAGGAGGACGCUUAUUGUAAAGUAGUAGACUUGAGUACGACAUUAUUGACAUCGGACGAUUCCCUUUUGAGUAUUAAACAUAUUGUUAGAACAACA